Syngnathus typhle (broad-nosed pipefish) is the source of this 2279-nucleotide messenger RNA. It is a transcript of the gene meis2b, whose product is annotated as Meis homeobox 2b. The record is from RefSeq and is a predicted model, not a curated record. The coding region runs from base 347 to 1522 and encodes 391 amino acids. NCBI's taxonomy places the organism in Eukaryota, Metazoa, Chordata, Actinopteri, Syngnathiformes, Syngnathidae. The transcript is spliced from 13 exons. Gene Ontology annotation, molecular function: RNA polymerase II cis-regulatory region sequence-specific DNA binding; DNA-binding transcription activator activity, RNA polymerase II-specific. Gene Ontology annotation, biological process: embryonic pattern specification; positive regulation of cell population proliferation; animal organ morphogenesis.
GCACGGACAGAGAACACAAUACCCCCCAAAAGCCACGGAAAGACUAGCAGGGAGUCCGCGCACUUUCUGUCCAAGACUUGAUGCGCAGAUGAACAUCAAACACACGCACUGAUUCUCACAGAUGAGACCUAAUCCACUCGAACCACAGGAAUCAAGUUUGCAAAUUGCGCGUUAGUAGCGAGGGCAGAUGAUGAUUACUGCUUUCCUCUGAUCACGUUCCACUGAUUUGCCAACGGGACUAUAUUUUAUAACUAGGAAUAUACUUUUCUGACUCUUGGAUUUUUUUUGAAGUCAUCCGUGCUCUUCAGCGUCACUUUUCUUGUACGCUUGAAAAUUGCGCUCAACGAUGGCGCAAAGGUACGAUGAGUUGGCUCAUUACGGAGGCGGGAUGGAUGGAGUUGGAGUCCCGACAUCCAUGUACGGAGACCCUCACGCCCCGCGGCCCCUACCCCAGGUCCACCACCUGAACCACGGGCCACCCCCGCAUCCCACGCAGCACUACGGAGCCCACGCACCGCACAGCAUCAUGCCAGGCAGCAUGGGCAGUGCAGUCAACGACGCGCUGAAAAGAGACAAGGACCAGAUUUAUGGCCACCCUUUAUUCCCGCUUCUUGCGCUCGUUUUUGAGAAGUGCGAGCUGGCGACGUGUACGCCAAGAGAACCGGGAGUUGCGGGCGGGGACGUCUGCUCCUCGGACUCCUUCAAUGAAGACAUCGCGGUAUUUGCCAAACAAAUCCGUGCAGAAAAACCUUUAUUUUCUUCGAAUCCAGAGCUGGAUAACUUGAUGAUUCAAGCUAUUCAAGUGCUGCGUUUUCAUCUACUGGAAUUAGAAAAGGUGCACGAGCUUUGCGAUAACUUCUGCCAUCGGUAUAUCAGUUGUCUGAAAGGCAAAAUGCCCAUCGACUUGGUCAUUGAGGAGCGAGACGUCUGCAAGUCGGACUUUGACGAUCUGUCAGGAUCUUCCACCAACCUUGCAGAUCAUAACCCAGCAUCCUGGAGAGACUUGGAUGACGCCCACUCCACACCCUCGGUAGGAACCCCAGGACCGUCCAGUGGGGGACACGUCUCUCAGAGUGGAGACAACACCAGUGAACUCGGAGACGGCCUCGACAACAGCCUAGCAUCACCGGGCACAGGAGAUGAAGAUGACCAGGAUAAGAAGAGGCAGAAGAAAAGAGGCAUCUUCCCGAAAGUGGCAACAAAUAUAAUGAGAGCGUGGCUAUUCCAGCACCUUACACACCCGUAUCCUUCGGAGGAACAGAAGAAACAACUAGCACAAGACACGGGCCUCACCAUUCUCCAAGUCAACAACUGGUUCAUCAAUGCAAGGAGGAGAAUAGUUCAGCCUAUGAUUGACCAGUCCAACAGAGCAGUGAGUCAAGGUACAGCUUACAGUCCAGACGGCCAACCAAUGGGUGGCUUUGUCCUUGAUGGACAACAGCACAUGGGUCUCCGACCCGGAGGUCCAAUGGGGGGAAUGGGUAUGAACAUGGGCAUGGACGGGCAGUGGCACUACAUGUAAGCCCACACCACUUAGGCCAGCCUCAACAACAGGGUGAAGCCUCCAUGGUUGGCUCAGGGAUCUUCAUUUUGAGGAGCUUGGAAGCAGCCGGUGCAUUUCCACGUGACCACCCCUCGCGCCCCACUUCAACUUUGUUGCCCUGUGGCUUGCACGCACACGAGUGUUGAGGAUCACGGGGUAAAAGCGUCACCUGUAGGCUACUUUUUUUUUCCCCUAAUGCAGUUGAAAAAGAGACUUAAGUUUGAGCUCGAAGAACGGGAAUCGCCGGAGCGCAAAAAAGGACCCGGGGAGGUGGGUGGCUGCUAUGUAAAAUAAAAACAAUAAAAUAAAAAAAAUAGAAGAAAAGCAGUCACGCAUCUCCCCGCAGUUUCAUUUUAAAUUAUUUAUUUAUUUUUAUAACACGACGGACCACAGGGAUGAACCUUUUUUUUUCUUUAAUCUGUGAAGCUUUACUUCCAUAUUUGCGUCUCCUUUCUAAACAUCAGUGUACAGACACAACACACGCACAUACACGCAAACACUGGAAUAGAUUUGAAAAAUAUGUAUAAUAAUUUCGAUUGUUGUGCUGUAUAGAUUUGUGCUUUUUCAUUGUUUUAUUUUUUUUUAAAUACAGUAUUGUUCUUGUGACCUUACUACACAUCGCCAACCUUGAGUGAUAUUACGUCACACUCAUGUUGGUUUCUGUUGCAUUUUCUUUUCAUGCUUUCCUCUGUGUGCAACUAAAGGCAAUUUAUAAAGAGUUCAAUCUUUUUUUUUA